Messenger RNA from Neltuma alba, 1385 nucleotides. Its product is annotated as mitochondrial import receptor subunit TOM40-1. NCBI's taxonomy places the organism in Eukaryota, Viridiplantae, Streptophyta, Magnoliopsida, Fabales, Fabaceae. Gene Ontology annotation, biological process: protein import into mitochondrial matrix. Bases 112 to 1047 code for a protein of 311 amino acids. The record is from RefSeq and is a predicted model, not a curated record. The transcript has 11 exons. Gene Ontology annotation, cellular component: mitochondrial outer membrane. Gene Ontology annotation, molecular function: transmembrane protein transporter activity.
ACGAGUGUUUGGGUUUUAGGCAUCUUCGGUUUCUCAGCUUACAGCGAGGGAUUUGAGGGUCAAGCGCUGCUUCUUCCAGGUCUGAUUUGUUCUGCUCUGAUUCUGCGAACAAUGGCGGCCAUUGCUCCCCCAAUUCCCGGUACUGUGACUGAAGCUACACCCAACAAGGAGGUGGAAGAGAAAGUGGAUUACUUGAACCUUCCAUGCCCAAUUCCCUACGAGGAAAUCCACCGUGAAGCUCUCAUGUCAUUGAAACCCGAACUUUUUGAGGGAAUGCGCUUUGAUUUCACCAAGGGGCUCAAUCAGAAAUUCGCCCUCAGUCACAGUGUGUUUAUGGGACCUACUGAGAUUCCUUCUCAGUCCACGGAGACCAUUAAAAUCCCUACUGCUCACUAUGAAUUUGGUGCAAACUUCCUCGAUCCUAAGCUGAUGCUCUUUGGAAGACUGCUUACGGAUGGGAGGCUAAACGCGAGAGUAAAGUGUGAUUUGACGGAAAAUCUCACAUUGAAGGCAAAUGCUCAGCUUACGAAUGAGCCACAUAUGUCUCAUGGAAUGUUCAACUUCGAUUAUAAGGGUACAGACUAUCGGACGCAAUUGCAACUUGGGAAUGGAGCUCUGUUUGGAGCCAGUUAUAUUCAGAGUGUUACGCCCCAUUUAUCUUUGGGUGGGGAAGUGUUUUGGGCUGGUCAGCAUCGGAAGUCUGGUAUUGGUUAUGCUGCUCGCUACAACACUGAUAAAAUGGUUGCAACAGGGCAAGUUGCUAGUACUGGUUUGGUUGCUUUAAGCUAUGUUCAGAAGGUAUCUCAGAAGGUUUCUCUUGCAUCUGACUUCAUGUAUAACCACAUGUCAAGAGAUGUCACUGCCAGCUUUGGUUAUGAUUACAUCCUGAGACAGUGCCGGCUAAGAGGAAAGAUUGAUUCCAAUGGCUGUGUCUCUGCAUUUUUGGAGGAGCGUUUAAAUAUGGGUCUGAAUUUUAUUCUUUCUGCAGAGCUUGAUCACAAGAAAAAAGACUACAAAUUUGGAUUUGGUUUGACAGUUGGAGAAUAGGUAUUUGAAGCUCUGUUUCUUCUCUUCAAUGCUGCAUCCACCUUAGCGCUCUCUGUUACUUCGUCAUCCCUGUAGAUUUUCUGUUCUUAUAAAAACAAGGCAAAAGGAGGAAAAGUCUUGGAACAUUACUCGCUAUCGGCAAGUUUCUGUUGAAAUUUGUAAGUCAUUAUUUUUUGUGUGGACCCAGGGCCAGAAAGAAAUAUGUCCAUUUGGGACUCUGGCCUUUCAUUCCCUUUAAGGGGCUGUAGAGAUAUCAGAAUAAUCGAUAUUGAGAUUCAUUUCAAAUUCUAUACAAGCGUGGAAUCACUGUGUGAUGAAUGCCGUUUACAGAUCAGGUU